Eriocheir sinensis (Chinese mitten crab) is the source of this 2279-nucleotide messenger RNA. RefSeq names its product electron transfer flavoprotein-ubiquinone oxidoreductase, mitochondrial-like (gene Etf-QO). The coding region runs from base 96 to 1952 and encodes 618 amino acids. Gene Ontology annotation, biological process: electron transport chain. Gene Ontology annotation, molecular function: electron-transferring-flavoprotein dehydrogenase activity; iron-sulfur cluster binding. Gene Ontology annotation, cellular component: mitochondrial inner membrane. NCBI's taxonomy places the organism in Eukaryota, Metazoa, Arthropoda, Malacostraca, Decapoda, Varunidae. The transcript has 12 exons. The record is from RefSeq and is a predicted model, not a curated record.
UAGAUGGUUAAGCAAGACAUGGGGAGAUAAAUAUAGCGGUGACCGUGGAGUGCGUGACCGUCCCGCGCGUGAGACUGUCCCGGCAGAGGCACAAGAUGGCAAUGGGCGGGUGGGGCGUGUCGCUGAGGGCAGCACGACGGGUGUGUGGCGCCGGGCGGGUGUGGCGGGGAUGUGGGGGCAGCGUGGUGAUGCGGAGGUGGUGCUCCUCAGCCACACCGCGCAUCACCACACACUACUCGGUGGUGCCCAGGGAGACCGACCCUCGCUGGGCUGAGGUGGAUAUGGAGAGGUAUGCGGAUGAGGCUGAUGUGGUGGUGGUGGGCGGUGGACCGGCGGGUCUGAGCGCAUCCAUCCGCCUCAUGCAGCUGGCCAGGGACGCCGGCAAGGAGUUGAGGGUCAUGUUGGUCGAGAAGUCAGCUGAUAUAGGCGGGCACAUCCUCUCCGGGGCAUGUCUGGAGCCGCGUGCCCUCGAGGAGCUGUUCCCGGACUGGCAGGAACGCGGGGCGCCCCUCCAAACCCCUGUCAAGAAGGAUGUGUUCAGCUACCUCACGGAGAAGGGCCGCAUCAACAUACCCAUCCUGCCUGGUAUGCCAAUGCACAACCACGGUAACUACAUCGUACGCAUGGGCCAUGUGGUGCGGUGGCUGGGGGAGCAGGCGGAGGAGCUGGGCGUGGAGGUGUACCCCGGGACGCCCGCCGCGGAGGUGCUCUACCGGGAGGACGGCUCAGUGGCGGGUGUGGCUACGGGUGACGUGGGUGUGGCCAAGGAUGGCUCCCCGAAGGAUGCCUUUGCACGGGGCAUGGAGCUGCGGGCCAAGUGUACCAUCUUCGCCGAGGGAUGUCACGGCCACCUCGCCAAGCAGCUGUACACCAAGUUCAACCUCCGCCAGAACUGUGAACCCCAGACCUACGGGAUUGGCCUCAAGGAGCUGUGGGAGGUGCUGCCGGAGAACCACAAGCCAGGGACCAUUGAGCACACCGUCGGCUGGCCGCUGGACAAAAACACAUACGGGGGCUCCUUCCUCUACCACCUGGAUUCGGAUGGGCAGCCAAUGGUGUCACUGGGUUUCGUCAUAGGGCUGGACUACACCAACCCCUACCUCAGCCCCUUCCAGGAGUUCCAGCGCUUCAAACUCCACCCCUCCGUUGCUUCCACACUGCGCGGGGGAACAAGGAUUUCAUACGGAGCUCGGGCCUUGAACGAGGGAGGGCUCCAGUGCAUCCCCAAGCUCACCUUCCCCGGGGGCUGCCUGGUGGGGUGCUCGCCGGGCUUCAUGAACGUCCCCAAGAUCAAGGGCACUCACAACGCCAUGAAGAGUGCCAUGUUAGCCGCCGAGAGCAUAUUUGAGGCACUGGCUGACGAGAAGAAUGAGGAGGCAGAGUGGGUGGAUCCGGUGAGCUACGAGAACACGCUGCGGGAGUCCUGGGUCUGGAAGGAGCUACACGCUGUCCGCAACGUCCGCCCUUCCUUCCACAACCCUCUCGGCCUGUAUGGUGGACUCAUGUAUACUGGACUCUUCUAUGUCAUCGGCCGCGGCAAAGAACCUUGGACUCUGAAACAUGGAGUCAAGGACGCAGAAAGGCUCCAACCAGCGAAAGAGGCCAAGCCAAUCUCAUACCCUAGACCAGACGGCGAGAUUAGCUUUGACCUCCUCAGCUCGGUGGCUUUAACCGGGACCAACCACGACCACGAUCAGCCUGCACACCUCACCCUGAAGAACGACGCAGUGCCGGUGGAGCGUAACUAUGGGGUGUACGACGGCCCCGAGGGAAGGUUCUGCCCUGCCGGUGUGUAUGAGUACGUGCCACUGGAGACCGGUGAUGGCGUGCGGCUGCAAAUCAACGCACAGAACUGUAUCCAUUGUAAGACCUGCGACAUCAAGUGCCCAUCGCAGAACAUCAACUGGGUGGUGCCUGAAGCCGGGGGGGGACCUGCGUACGACGGCAUGUGAGCUGUGGUUUGCUGGGGUGUCCUGGCUGCCUGGUGCUGCUGGUAGAGUCUACCAGCGAAGGUUUGCAAGGGCGCAGGGAGCAGUCUCUUGUGUGUCGUUGUCUCAUAAGUUACUGCAAUCCACCCCCUUCACUUCUCAGCCCCACAGUCUGCCACAGCGUGUACAUAGUAUAAUUUAUGAAAGUGUAUAUUUAUAUUUUAUAUGAAGAGAUUGUACAGCAGUGUCAUGUUUGAUGCAGUAUUCGUCGAGUAUGUGUACCCUAAAGAAGAUAGUUUUAUAUGCAGUACCCCUCACCUGCUUGCUUCAGAUUUAAACUGUUGGCAAUGA